AUGUUUAUUUCUUCGGCUCCGGGUAGUUUAUAUUAUCGUUGGGAAUUUAAAUAUGUUAAUCUAAAAUUAGAAAUUAAGACUACGGGGGCUUUUGAGCCAAGUUUUACCUUGGGAAGGGCUAUGCGUAGUUUAAGUGUUAGUGUUUUGGGAACUGGGGGGGUCGAUAGCACCACCGAACAAGAGCAGCAAACUGAAAGAAUGUUUAAAUCUACUUUUCGAGACUUUCAAGGAAAAACUAUUGAACCAGCUAUUUUUAACAGCAACACCAUUGAUUUUAAUUAUAGUUUAGGAGAAUUUUUUAAUCGGUUAACUAAUCCUAUAUUUUUCUAUCGAGUUCAUGCUAACGGAGGUAAGUUAGAAAAACCCAAUUUUGAUUAUGAACAAUCUAACGAGUUUUUACAAAGUGCCGGGAACGCUUGGGAUAUUUAUGUGGCCGAAGAAGAAGUAACUGAAACUACGGAACAAACCUGCGAAACCUUAAUUACUGCGGACAUGACUAAUGCUGAUUAUGGGGUUGUGGACUAUAUCGGCUCCCCGGAUGCUAAUAUUUGA
Molecule: messenger RNA, 552 nt
Organism: Funneliformis geosporum
Lineage: Eukaryota; Fungi; Glomeromycota; Glomeromycetes; Glomerales; Glomeraceae
Source: the annotation of a GenBank genome assembly